Molecule: messenger RNA, 1798 nt
Organism: Gastrolobium bilobum
Lineage: Eukaryota; Viridiplantae; Streptophyta; Magnoliopsida; Fabales; Fabaceae
Exons: 6
Source: RefSeq, a predicted model, not a curated record
AUGGAAGACUUAACAGGUACUGAUAUGAAUAAUUCCAUUGUGCCUAACAUUACUUCUAACAGUGAAGAUUAUUGGGAUGCAGGAGAUCCUACUUUUGUUUGCGAGAAAUGUGGAGCACAUUUGUGUUCCAUAAACAGUGAAGAUAUGAUUGAUCCUGAUAUUGUCCUAUCAUUGAAGGAAAUGUUAGAUAAACACAACAAUAUUGCUCAAUCUUUUAGGUACGCUAGAGAUCGAUAUAGGGAAGAUGACUUCAGUGGAGUGAAGUUGAGGAUGAUUCGAAAGCGUGGCAGUUAUGGCAAAGUUUAUAAUCUUCCCUCUGCAUCAGAAGUUGCUGCUCUGAUUGUCGGGGAUAUAGACACCGCAUUGGGUGAUAGGGAUAUUGUUGUUAAGACACAAGAUAGAGUUUUGCAGCGUAUAAAUGUCAAGCAUCCGUUGUAUCUUGGUUUGCAGUAUCCUUUGUUAUUUCCUUAUGGUGAAGAUGGUUAUCGUGAUGAUGUCGAGCGAUCUUAUAUACCCCAAGGUAAGACGAAUCCAGGAUCCAAUGUUAGCAUGCGGGAAUUCUUUUCGUUCAGGAUUCAAAUGAGGUCAGGAGAGUCCCAAGUUCUCCUGAACUCAAGGAAGCUUUUUCAACAAUUUUUGGUUGAUGCUUACACUAUGGUUGAGUCUGAUCGGCUGAAUUUUAUUCGAUAUAACCAGAGUCAUCUCAGGGCAGAGUUAUACAAAAAUAUAAAACAUGCAUUUGACAGGGGUGAAGAUGAAGCUAUAAACACUGGAAAGCGUAUCAUUAUUCCUUCUUCGUUCACAGGUGGAACUAGGUAUAUGGCUAAGAAUUGUAAAGAUGCCUUUGCAAUUUGUCGUUGGGCUGGAUAUCCUCAUCUGUUUAUAACGAUCACCUGCAAUCCUAAGUGGCCAGAGAUUACCAGAUUUCUUAAGGCAAGAAACCUUAAUGCUGAAGAUCGUCCUGAUAUUCUUUGCAGAGUAUUCAAGUUCAAAUUGGACCAAUUGCUAUAUGAUUUAAAAAAUGGUCGUUUUCUUGGCACAUUUAAUGCACGUGUUUGUACAGUUGAAUUUCAGAAACGUGGACUGUCUCAUGCUUAUAUUAUACUUUUGUUGCAUCCCUCCGCAAAGCCUAAUACUGAACUUGACAUUGAUAAUUUGAUUUCAGUUGAGAUUCCUAACAAAGAUUUCAAUCCUUCACUUUUUGCAGCUGUCACGAGUUACAUGAUGCAUGGACCCUGUGGUCCUGACAAUUACAAGUCUCCUUGCAUGAAGAACAGACAUUGUUCAAAGAAAUUUCCCAAGAAGUUCUGCUCUCGUACUUUUAUUGAUGAUGAUGGAUUCCCUCAUUAUAAAAAAACAAAUGAUGGGAGUGUUGUCAAAAAGAACGGCGUUGAACUUGAUAACCGUUAUGUUGUGCCGUAUAAUGUACAACUUCUUCUAAAAUAUCAAGCGCAUAUCAAUGUUGAAUAUACCUGUCAGAGUAGUGCCAUUAAAUAUCUUUUUAAAUACAUUCAUAAAGGGCAAGACAGGGUGACAGCUGCUAUAAAUCAUUCAGAUGAUGAAAUCAAAAUGUUUUAUGAUUGCAGGUAUGUGUCUGCAUGUGAAGCUGCUUGGAGAAUAUUCGGAUUUGAAAUUCAUUAUAGAUUCCCCCAUGUUCAGCGAUUGCCAUUUCACCUACCCAAUGAAAAGAGCGUUGUUUUUAGUGAUCAUGCUUCAAUAACUGAUGUCAAGACUAGGGCAGAAUCUAGACAAUCAAUUUUUGAGUCUUGGAUGGAUGCAAAUAAAAAAUAUCCAGAAG